UCUGAUUGGUAUCUCAGAAUCCAAAGUCCAAACCUUCUUCUUUUUUAGUCUUUUGUUUCUGCUUUGAAAAAUUCUGUGAAAUCUGUUGACAACGUAAAUAAAUACAUAACCGGCAGCAGAACCAACCCAAACCGCAAUGGCUAUUUUGAACGUGAGUUUGAGAGGCACUGCUGCUUCUUCAUCAUCAUCCUCUCUGCCCUCUUGGCCACACCUGUCAAAUUCAGUCCCUUUCUCUCUCUCUAAGAAACCAGUGAUAGCCAAAUUUCCAAACACCACCAUACUAUCUCCACUUAAGCUUCGACUUCAAGCUUCUUUUGGAAAGAAAACCAGAGCUUCACUCUCUGCAAUUAUGGCAACUGGUGGACAAGAGGUUCUGCCACCAGCUCUCACUUCUACCUCAGACCCACCUCCACUCUUCGAUGGGAAAACAAGGUUGUAUAUAUCUUACCAAUGCCCAUAUGCACAGCGUGCGUGGAUUUCCCGGAACUGUAAGGGACUGGAGGAAAAGAUACAAUUGGUUUCUAUAGAUCUGCAAGACAGACCUGCUUGGUACAAGGAGAAAGUCUACCCACCUAACAAGGUGCCGUCGCUGGAACACAAUAACGAAGUCAAAGGAGAGAGUCUUGAUUUGAUUAGAUAUAUUGACAGUCACUUUGAAGGACCUUCACUGUUCCCUGAUGAUCCUGCAAAGAGAGAGUUUGCAGAAGAGUUGCUGUCCUACACAGACUCCUUCAAUAAAUCUGUGUUUGCUUCAUUUAAAGAGGACGGAACCGAGGCAGCUGAUGCUGCAUUUGACUAUAUUGAAACUGCUCUUUCCAAAUUUGAAGAUGGACCUUUCUUUCUUGGCACUUUCAGUCUGGUGGAUAUAGCUUAUGCUCCAUUCCUUGAAAGAUUUCAGCCUUUCUCACUGGAAGUGAAGAAGUAUGACAUCACUGCAGGCAGGCCUAAACUGGCAGCAUGGUUUGAGGAGAUGAACAAAAAUUUAGCUUACAAAAAAACCCGGCGUGAUCCCAAAGAGCUCGUUGAAAGCUACAAGAGACGCUUUUUGGCACAGAAAUGAAAUCAGCAUAACAAAGUUAGGAGUCGCUGCAAUUUCAAUUUGUCCACCUUCUUCAGAGAACCAAAUCAUGUAUUUAUUGAAUCGAAUCUUAACUUAGCUGAAUUGGUAAUUUCAGCUUUUAUUUUAUAUAAAUAAUUUGAACAAAACAGAACAUCCUUUGAAUAUAGGCAGAGGACAUCACAUGUGACCAUGUAAUCAGGGCCUUGGUUUACUUGACUUUCUGACUGUUUUACUAGAGAAAUAACCUUUGCUUUGAUUCUUAUCAACAUUUGUACAUCAAUUGCUA
This is a messenger RNA of Prunus avium (sweet cherry), 1346 nucleotides long. RefSeq names its product glutathione S-transferase L3. Gene Ontology annotation, biological process: protein glutathionylation. The record is from RefSeq and is a predicted model, not a curated record. Gene Ontology annotation, molecular function: glutathione transferase activity. Lineage: Eukaryota; Viridiplantae; Streptophyta; Magnoliopsida; Rosales; Rosaceae.